AUGCUCGAACCGCUGCUGCCGAAUGCAGGGCUGGAGCCUUGGGAGGUCAGCAAAGAAGAUCAGGUCCUCAUCACACUCCGUUACCUGGCCACCGAUAGUCAUCAAACUGUUAUAACUGACGUUUCGGAUGUCAUUGGAUGCGUCGAUGACUGCCACAUCCGAAUCCAGCGCCAUAUCAACUUCGGCAACCACUACUACUGCCGAAGGGCAUGUUGCGUAGUCAAUAUGACUGCGGUAGUGGAUGCCAGGGCCCGCUUCAUGUACACCAACUGUGGAUUGGCGGGUAGGCACCACGAAAACGGAAUAUCUAGCAGAAUAUGGCAGCAUUCGGAAGCAGCUGCCGAGUUCGACGAAGGUCGUGCUUGCCCAGGAUAUCGUCUCCUGGGGAUGCCGGCUUUGCCAACUCCAGCCUCCGAAGCUCCAGAAAGUAGUGAAGGCCUGCGUCAUUCUCUACAACAUCGGCAUCUACCUAGAAACGCAAAAAGGACAGUCGAUGUUCCCCAUUCCUCGCGGUUGGAUGACCCAUCCCCCGAACAACGACCAUGUCCCCGAAUUCGUCACCGAGAACUUUUGAAUGGACAUCGCUGCGAUGGACAUGAUAAAGAUGCUAUGAAGUUCGUGACGUUCUUCUUAGCAUGUAUGCAUGUUUGUAAUAACUUUGCCCUUCACUGCGUUCUGCAGCACGAGCUGCGGAGGCCGGACGUGGAAUUUGGGCACAUGCAACAUGUUGCCCCGUGCGACAUGUUGCGGCAAUCGGUUGCCAGAUACGUGAUGCCGUAUGUUGUCACAUGCAACAUGUUCUCACAUGCUACGUCGUGCUGUCCAACAUAUUGUCAUCAACAGGUUGUCUCGUACAACAUGCUGCCACAUGCACAUGUUACGUGCAAAAUGUUGGCAGAAACAAUGUAG
Cylicocyclus nassatus is the source of this 909-nucleotide messenger RNA. Lineage: Eukaryota; Metazoa; Nematoda; Chromadorea; Rhabditida; Strongylidae. The record is from the annotation of a GenBank genome assembly.